AUGCGAGGGAGCCUCAUUUUAAUUGAGGGAUUGGAUCGGGCGGGUAAGCUGACCCAGUGUGAGCGGCUUAGCCAGCGACUUCAAGGUGACAUUAUCAAAUUUCCUGAUCGGCUGACACCGGUGGGACAGCUCCUCGAUCGGUACCUCACUGAUGCUAGUUUCAAUUUACCUGAUGAAACCGUCCACCUCUUGUUUCUGGCUAACCGGUGGGAAGUGGUUGCUCAAUUGGAAGACAAACUUUUGAAGGGAAAACACAUCAUUAUGGACCGUUACAUUUAUCUGGGCAUUGCUUACUCAUUAGCUAAGAGGACUACCCCGAGAAUUCUGAACCUGCAAUGGCUCUACGCUCCUGAUCGGGGGCUUCCCAAACCGGAUAUAACGUUGUUCCUCACUUUGGACUUGGAGGAACAAGCUAACCGUAAAGGAUGGGGCGAUGAGCGUUAUGAAAAGGCACCGUUCCAAGCUAAAGUUAAGGAGAACUUUGAUCAAUUAUUCAGUGCUAACUCCAUAAUCGAUAAUGGCGUGGUGGAAGUGAUUGACGUUAACCAUAAAUCAAUUGACGAAGUGACUGAUGCCAUUUGGAAUAAAGUCACUACUAACGGAGCUGACAAACCCACUGAUGCCCCUAUCCUGCGCUUCGCUCUCCAAUAG
Messenger RNA from Diutina rugosa, 651 nucleotides. Its product is annotated as bifunctional thymidylate/uridylate kinase. The record is from RefSeq and is a predicted model, not a curated record. Gene Ontology annotation, biological process: dTDP biosynthetic process; dTTP biosynthetic process; dUDP biosynthetic process. Gene Ontology annotation, molecular function: dTMP kinase activity; ATP binding. The transcript has a single exon. NCBI's taxonomy places the organism in Eukaryota, Fungi, Ascomycota, Pichiomycetes, Serinales, Debaryomycetaceae. Gene Ontology annotation, cellular component: cytoplasm; nucleus; cytosol. Bases 1 to 651 code for a protein of 216 amino acids.